This is a messenger RNA of Oxyura jamaicensis (ruddy duck), 2021 nucleotides long. It is a transcript of the gene GHDC, whose product is annotated as GH3 domain containing. Gene Ontology annotation, cellular component: cytoplasm. The record is from RefSeq and is a predicted model, not a curated record. NCBI's taxonomy places the organism in Eukaryota, Metazoa, Chordata, Aves, Anseriformes, Anatidae. Gene Ontology annotation, molecular function: acid-amino acid ligase activity.
GCGACAAGGGGCGGAGGUCCCGGGGGCGGCGGGGAGGUGCUGGGUGGGGGGGGGUCUCCGGUUGCGCUGCGCCCCCGGGAUGCUGCUGCCGGUGGCCCCCGGGAUGCUGCUGGCGACGGCCCCCGGGAUGCUGCUGCCGGUGGCUACCGGGUUGCUGCUGGCGGUGGCCGUGGCCGUGGCCGUGUGCGCGGUGCUGCCGGGCCCCCCCCCGCUGCCCCCCCGGCUGCUCCUGGCCGCGCUCCGCCGCGCCGCGCGGUGGCACCGGCGCCGCCUGGAGGUGCUGGGCACCGACGUGCGCCACAGCCAGGAGCGGCGGCUGCGGGGGCUGCUGCCCCCCGGCACGGCCCAGGGGUCGGAUGAUUUUCGGGAGCGUCACCCCCUCACGGGGGGCUGCGCCGAUGGGGAGCAGGGGGACACGGUGCCGCCGCUGAGCCUCUGGGCUUUGCUCCGCUGCUGCUGGGGCUGCGAGCCCCCGCUGCAGGGCUCCCUGCUCUACCUGGACGUCCUCCACGCCGCCUUCCCGCAGGCGCUGGCCCCCCGCAGCACCGCGUUGCUCAGCUGGGCACCCGCUCGCCCCCGCGCCCCGGCGGGCUGGCCCCUGCCCACCCUGUACUGCACGCCCCCCGAAGCGGGGGCUUUGCCUUCACGGACGGCAGCCCUGCGGGUGCAGCUGCUUUUCGCCCUGCGGGCGCGCUCCCUGCGGGUGCUGGAGGCCGGGCUGGCCUCCGAGCUGCACGAUGCGCUGGCGGCGUUGCGCUCCGGCUGGCCCGAGCUGGCCCACGACCUGGCGCUGGGCAGGUUGAGCCCCCAAAAUGGGCUGCCCGAGGAUUUGCGGGGUCGGCUGCAGGCGCUGCUGGUCCCUGACGCCGCCCGGGCGGCCGAGCUGCGGGCUGAGUGCGCCCGGGGCUUCGAGGGCAUCGUGCAGCGCCUGUGGCCGCAGCUGCAGGUGGUGGUGGUGGGGACGGCGCACGGCGGGGAGCGGCUCUACUGCGACGCCCUGCGCCAGGCUGAGUGCAGGGGGCUGCCUGUGUACUGCCCCUUCUACCGGGCGGCAGGAGCUCUUCUCGGUGUCAACCUAUGGCCAGAGGAGCCAGAGCCCCGCUUCUUGCUGUGCCCCGACUGGGCUUUCUGCGAGUUCCUGCCCUGCCCGGCCGAGGAAGAGGAGGAGCAGCGGACGGUGCUGCUGGGCGAGCUCUGGGAGGGACGGGAGUACAGGCUGGUCCUGACCGCCCGGCCCGGGGAGUACAGGUGCCGUGCCGGAGAGGUGCUGAGGGUGGCCGGCUUCAACAAGCAGUGUCCCGUGGUGGAGCCCGUGCGCAGGGAGAGCCAGGUGCUGAGCGUGCGGGGCGAGAGCAUCCCCGAGGAGCGCUUCUGCCGGAGCCUGUGCCGCGCCGUGGGCAUGUGGCCGGGCGCUCACCUGAUCGACUACGUCUGCGUGGAGAGCUCCCUGCUGGGCGCCUCCUCGGGGGUCUGCGCCCCCCAUUACGAGGUGUUCGUGGAGCUGCGGGGCCUGAGGGACCUGUCGGAGGGGCAGCGCUACAAGCUGGACCACUGCCUGCAGGAGGAUUUCCCCGUCUAUAAAUCGUUCCGCUUCAAGGGCAGCAUCGGGCCCCUGCGCCUGCACCUGGUGGGGGCCGGGGCUUUCGCCCAGCUGCGGGAGGCCCUGGGCUCCCCCGUCCCCAUGCCCAGGGUCCUGCGGGAGGAGCGGCUGCUGGCCGUCAUCCAGAGCACCGUUAUCUCCUAAGGGCAGCCCGCUCACCACCAGGGUUUGCUUGGCGUGCGCCCGCCGGGGAGGGAUCGGGGCCAGGGGGCAUCUCUAGCGGGGGCGAGGGCACCCAGCCCCGCGGGGUUUGGCUGAGCGGAGCGGAUGGAGGCAGCGAGCUCAACCAUCUGCCUGCUGCCACACCUCUGGAGCCCGCUGCUGGCCCUUCUCAGGACUUUUUGGGGGCACAGAAGGGGACCGUGGGUGUCACCAGGGGCUUUCUGGAUGUGCCAGGCUUGGCCCUGCUAUGCUGAGCGCC